AUGGCGGGUAUGCUGUGCAAACGGGUCCUGUCCAUCCCCAGGACGGGGAUUCGCCCCGCGUCGUGGGCUUCGGUCGCGGCGCAGACUCGAUUGCAGAGCUCAGCAGCAUCCACCUCGACACGAGCAGACCCCGCGCCAUCCGAGAUUCCUCCGCCUCACCCGCACCGCGAUGCUUCCUCCUCGUCCUCCUCUCGAGUCACGGCACUCAAGUCCGCAAAGCCAUUCUCCGAGUUCCUGACCGAUACCUUCCAUCGUCAACAUGAUUACCUCCGAAUUAGCGUCACCGAGCGGUGCAACCUGCGGUGUCUGUACUGUAUGCCAGAGGAAGGGAUCGAGCUGUCGCCACCCGCGCGCCUGCUCACAUCCCCGGAAAUCGUCUACCUAUCAUCGCUUUUCGUCUCGCAAGGUGUGACAAAGAUUCGCCUGACGGGCGGGGAGCCGACCGUGCGCAAGGACAUCGUGCCCUUGAUGCAGGAUAUCGGCAAGCUGCGGCAAUACGGCCUGCGUGAGCUAUGCCUGACCACGAAUGGAAUCUCGCUACAUCGCAAGCUCGAUCCUAUGGUCGAAGCCGGGCUGACCGGGGUUAACCUCAGCCUGGACACGUUAGACCCCUUCCAGUUCCAGAUCAUGACGCGGCGCAAGGGCUUCGAUGCGGUGAUGAAGAGUAUCGACCGAAUUCUGGAAAUGAACAAGGCCGGUGCAGGCAUCAAGUUGAAGAUCAACUGCGUGGUGAUGCGCGGGAUGAAUGACCGCGAGAUUGUCCCCUUUGUCGAGCUGGGCCGUGAGAAGCCCAUCGAGGUGCGGUUCAUCGAGUACAUGCCAUUUGACGGGAACAAGUGGAAUAAGGGCAAGAUGUUUUCAUACCAGGAGAUGCUGGCGGUGAUUCGGGAAAAAUACCCCAAUCUAGAAAAAGUGCAAGACCACAAGAACGACACUAGCAAAACCUACCAAGUCCCCGGCUUCGAGGGCCGGGUCGGAUUCAUCACGAGCAUGACCCAUAACUUCUGUGGCACAUGCAACCGCUUGCGACUUACCAGCGACGGGAAUUUGAAAGUGUGUCUAUUUGGGAAUGCGGAGGUAUCGCUGCGAGAUAUCAUCCGUAAAGAGAAUGAUGGACAACCUAUCGAUGAAGCCGCCGCGAACCAGCUUCAGCUUAUGGAGACAGUCCAGGCCGCUGCUCGUUUGAGUGACGAGGGUGGACUGGUCAAUGAACGAGAACGCCAGAUUCUCGACAUCAUCGGUAUGGCCGUGAAACGCAAGAAGGCCAAGCACGCCGGAAUGGGCCAGUUGGAGAAUAUGAAGAACCGGCCCAUGAUUCUCAUCGGUGGAUCCCGAACCACCUCGUCCUCUCCGUGGUCGAAGAUUCCUCCUCAUAUACUUCCCUCUUUCCCCGUCUCCCCACAGGCUCGUCUCUACCACAGCACAGGGACUCUUCAAGACCCCCAACGCUCCUCACAAAACACCAACUCGGAUAAACCCGACGAAACCCCCAAAUCCCACGCCCUCCCAACCGCCUCCGACCCCGACCUCCCACACCUCACCCCAUCUCAAACGGUGCACAUGACCCAAAUCACCGCCAAACCCGAAACCAAACGCAUCGCCACCGCAGCCUGCACGGUCACCUUCUCCAACGCCCGCCCCUGGGCCCUCCUCCGCAAAGGCCAAGGCACCCACAAAGGCGACGUCUUCAGCGUCGCCCGCAUCGCCGGCAUCAUGGCCGCUAAGAAGACGCCCGACCUGGUUCCGCUAUGUCACCCGGGCAUCGGGAUCACGGGGGUGGAGGUGAGCGUGGAGCUGGACGGGCCUGCGGGCGCGAGCGCGGAGGAUCAUGGGUGUAUGCGGAUUCUGGCGACGGUGAGUUGUUUUGGGAGGACCGGGGUGGAGAUGGAGGCGAUGACUGCUGCGGUGGGGGCUGCAUUGACGGUUUAUGAUAUGCUGAAGGCGGUGGAUAAGGGGAUGGUUAUUGGGGAUGUGAGGUUGUUGGAGAAGGUUGGGGGGAAGAGUGGGCAUUGGAGGAGGGAGGAGUAG
Messenger RNA from Penicillium daleae, 2028 nucleotides. Its product is annotated as molybdopterin cofactor biosynthetic protein. Gene Ontology annotation, biological process: Mo-molybdopterin cofactor biosynthetic process. The record is from RefSeq and is a predicted model, not a curated record. The transcript is spliced from 2 exons. Gene Ontology annotation, molecular function: GTP 3',8'-cyclase activity; cyclic pyranopterin monophosphate synthase activity; 4 iron, 4 sulfur cluster binding. Lineage: Eukaryota; Fungi; Ascomycota; Eurotiomycetes; Eurotiales; Aspergillaceae. Bases 1 to 2028 code for a protein of 675 amino acids.